AUGCCCGUCCACCCCACCGAAGAGACCGCGCCGUCGAACCUGACCGACAAAGUGGCACAGGAAUCUUCCGAUUCUACUGCCUCCGAUCACCCAAUUCACGACGAGAACAAGGGACCAGUCAAGGCUACAGCGGAUGACCACAAGAGCAAAGGCCCCGCCAUCCCAGAGAGCACUUCCCGAUGCCACCGGUACCAAAGAUGA
Cyphellophora europaea CBS 101466 is the source of this 201-nucleotide messenger RNA. RefSeq lists its product as uncharacterized. The transcript is spliced from 2 exons. NCBI's taxonomy places the organism in Eukaryota, Fungi, Ascomycota, Eurotiomycetes, Chaetothyriales, Cyphellophoraceae. The coding region runs from base 1 to 201 and encodes 66 amino acids. The record is from RefSeq and is a predicted model, not a curated record.